Amphiprion ocellaris (clown anemonefish) is the source of this 1926-nucleotide messenger RNA. It is a transcript of the gene ccdc181, whose product is annotated as coiled-coil domain containing 181. The transcript is spliced from 6 exons. The coding region runs from base 165 to 1616 and encodes 483 amino acids. Gene Ontology annotation, molecular function: microtubule binding. NCBI's taxonomy places the organism in Eukaryota, Metazoa, Chordata, Actinopteri, Pomacentridae. The record is from RefSeq and is a predicted model, not a curated record.
CGACGGCCGUAUUAAAGCUUUGAGAGCAGAUUACGAGGACAGGUGUUGCUCCGCAGACUGCAGCCCAUUUGUGGGUCAGUUAGUGAAACUGUCCGUCUGGAUGAUUCCGCUGCGGAUUUCUACUGAACUGAAAAUUGCGUAGGAACUAGCAGCGGUGGUGGAUUAUGAGUGAGGCGUCUGGAACGAAGUCUCAGGAGGAAUAUGAAGACGACUUUGAGAAGGAUCUGGACUGGCUGAUCAGCGAGGAAGGACACAGCGAGGAGCAGGGUCCCGACUACGAGGACAUCGAGGCGGAAAUCGACAAAGAACUGGAAGAAGACGAGAAGUUAAAGGGGGUAAAAAGAAAACAGAAAAGAGGGAAUAAAAGUGAGCAGCUGGAGGAAGACGAGGAGAGGUGGCCGUCGCCGAUGGAGCCGCUGGAGUUCGAUUCGGACCGAGACAGUCCGAGCAAGUCGCCGCCGAUUAUCCCUCCUCCUCCGGGGAUGGAUGAGCAGACGGACGAGGAGAAGAAGUACAUCCUGGAGAAGAUCCAGCAGGCGAACCGGGAGCUGCAGGACCAGGAGGCUCCAGACAUGACGAGAAGAAGGAGGCUGCAUUUCAAAGAGACGCUGGUGGACCUCGUGGUUCUUCCGGAGAAAGACGGCAAGGAGGCGGAAGGAGGAAAAACCAGAGCGGAGGCGGAGAGCGAAGUUUCAGGGAAGUUUUCCGAGUUGAAACUUUCUCCUCGAGAUGAAACGAGGAACAACGAUGGAGGUCAGGAGUUUAAGGAGGGCCGAGUCCUCGUGGAGAAGGAUGGGAAGUUUGAUCUGGUCAGCCUGAAGGAGGUGGAGAGUCAAGGCCUCCUUCCUCCCAUAACUAACUUCAGUGACUAUUCACACUCCUCCCAGCAGAAGAUCCACACCUCCUCGUCCUCCUCUCUCCGUCAGAGCAUCGACCACCUCCGAGCCCCCAGACCUCCAGCCCAGCCCCGGAGCAGACCCAGCUCGGCCUGCCACGGCCAAAGAGGCGGACAGAAUAGGAGCAGCCGGCGGCGGGUCCAGUCGGCCACCGGAGCCCCCUGCCAGGCCACCUAUACCCUGUCGGCCGAGCAGAAGGAGCUGCUGCAGAAGGUCCAGGAGAGGAGGGAGAAGGUGGCCAGAGAGGCGGAGCAGAGGAAGCGUGAGGAAGAGGAGCUAAAGAGGCAGGAGAAUGAGCUGGCCUUCAAAGCCUGGCUGAUGAGGAAGAGGGAGCAGCUGCAGGAGGAGAGGAGGAUCCACCGAGCCCAGAAGAUAGAGAGGAUGACCUCCACGAAAGACUCCAGUGACCCGGAGGACGCCUUCAGGUCGUGGCUUCAGAGGAAACAGGAGCAGCAGCAGAAGGAGAAGCAGCUGGUGGAGCUGAAGAGGCUGGAGGAGGACAGUAGUUACCUUCUACGGAGCCGAGAGGAGUGUGAACGUGCCUUCAAACUCUGGUUAAGGAGGAAACGGGUGGAAAAGCGAGCCGAGCAGCAGGCGGCCCGAGAACGGUCCAGGAGGCUGGUUCUGGAGGAGCGACGAGCCCGACGCAUGAAGGACCUGCUGUGUAUCAAUGAAACAAAACCGUUCAGGUUCAAUGACCAGCUCGUCUACCGGUUCUGAUCCAAACACAGAACCUCAGAACCAAACACAGACAGUCAGAACCAACGUAGAACCAAACACAGACCCUUAGAACCAACAUAGAACCAAACACAGACAGUCAGAACCAACAUAGAACCAAACAUAGACCCUCAGAACCAACAUAGAACCAAAUACAGACCUCCAGAACCAAACAUGGACCCCCAGCAGCAAACACAGAACCAAACACAGACCCUCAAACCAAACACAGACCCUCAGAAUCAGCAUAGACCCAAACACAGACCUCUAGAACCAAACAUGGACCCCCAGAACCAACACAGAACCAAAUACAGAC